Messenger RNA from Entrophospora sp. SA101, 387 nucleotides. The record is from the annotation of a GenBank genome assembly. NCBI's taxonomy places the organism in Eukaryota, Fungi, Glomeromycota, Glomeromycetes, Entrophosporales, Entrophosporaceae.
AUGACUUUGAUUCCUUCUUUUUCUAAAGUUUUACUUGAUAUUGGAAUGUUUGAUGAUUCUGAGAAAGAUUAUUUGCUUCCCAGUUCACCAGAUAUUGCAUGGAGAGAUGUUUUGGCUAAAGUUCUUUGCGUAUCUAGUAAUUCUGAACAUGAUAUUCGUGAUAAAAUUAAAUCUAAAGUAAAAGACCUAUCAAAUGAAGAAGUUGAACGAAUUCUAUCAGGUUUUAAAUGGUUGGGGUUGUUUUCUGAUGCAAACGUUGAUCGCAAAUCCAAUUUACUCGAUACACUUUGUGCAACUUUGGAAGCAAAACUGAAAUAUGCAGAGGGUGAAAGAGACAUGGUUAUUCUACAACAUAAAUUCGAGAUUGAGUGGAAAGAUGGUAAAAAG